GGAGCCGUGGCUUGGGAGGAGGUGGCGCAGGAGAGGUCGCUCCCCUCUCCAGACGCGGCCUCCGGCUUCCCUGAGCUCCGCGCGCUCCUCCCGCCCCCGGGCUCGCGCUCUCUGAAGGGGCGCGCCCGCGCGGACUCGCGCUCCCGGCUCCGCCCCCUCCCCCUCCCCUCGGCCGCCCCUCCCUCGGCCCGGACAGCCGGCGGCGGUGGCGGCGGCGGCCGGGAGAGGCCCCUCCUUCACGCCCUCCUUCUUUCCCUCACUCGCAGCGGAGCGGAGCCGGCGGACGCGGCUGGGCCCCUCACCCUCCCCGGGCCAUGGCCGGCAAUGUGAAAAAGAGCUCUGGGGCCGGGGGCGGCGGCGGCUCCGGAGGAUCGGGCUCGGGCGGCCUGAUCGGGCUCAUGAAGGACGCCUUCCAGCCGCACCACCACCACCACCACCUUAGCCCCCACCCGCCAGGGACUGUGGACAAGAAGAUGGUGGAGAAGUGCUGGAAGCUCAUGGACAAGGUGGUGCGGUUGUGUCAGAACCCAAAGCUGGCGCUAAAGAAUAGCCCACCUUAUAUCUUAGACCUGCUGCCAGAUACCUACCAGCAUCUCCGCACUAUCUUGUCAAGAUAUGAGGGGAAGAUGGAGACACUUGGAGAAAAUGAGUAUUUUAGGGUGUUCAUGGAGAAUUUGAUGAAGAAAACUAAGCAGACCAUAAGCCUCUUCAAAGAGGGGAAAGAAAGAAUGUAUGAGGAGAAUUCUCAGCCUAGGCGAAACCUAACCAAACUGUCCCUAAUCUUCAGCCACAUGCUGGCAGAACUGAAAGGAAUCUUUCCAAGUGGACUCUUUCAAGGAGACACAUUUCGGAUUACUAAAGCAGAUGCUGCAGAGUUUUGGAGGAAAGCUUUUGGGGAAAAGACAAUAGUCCCUUGGAAGAGCUUCAGACAGGCCCUUCAUGAAGUACAUCCCAUCAGCUCUGGGCUGGAGGCCAUGGCUUUGAAAUCCACUAUUGAUCUGACCUGCAAUGAUUAUAUUUCUGUUUUUGAAUUUGACAUCUUUACACGGCUCUUUCAGCCCUGGUCAUCUUUGCUCAGGAACUGGAAUAGUCUUGCUGUAACUCAUCCUGGUUACAUGGCUUUCCUGACAUACGAUGAGGUGAAAGCUCGGCUCCAGAAAUUCAUUCACAAACCUGGCAGUUACAUUUUUCGGCUAAGCUGUACUCGUCUGGGUCAGUGGGCCAUCGGGUAUGUCACUGCUGAUGGGAACAUUCUCCAGACAAUCCCUCACAAUAAACCUCUCUUCCAAGCACUGAUUGAUGGCUUCAGGGAAGGCUUCUAUUUGUUUCCUGAUGGACGGAAUCAGAAUCCUGACCUGACAGGCUUAUGUGAACCAACUCCACAAGACCACAUCAAAGUGACCCAGGAACAAUAUGAAUUAUACUGUGAGAUGGGCUCCACAUUCCAACUGUGUAAAAUAUGUGCUGAAAAUGAUAAAGAUGUGAAGAUUGAGCCCUGUGGACACCUCAUGUGCACAUCCUGUCUAACAUCUUGGCAGGAAUCAGAAGGCCAGGGCUGUCCUUUCUGCCGAUGUGAAAUUAAAGGUACUGAGCCCAUUGUGGUGGAUCCGUUUGAUCCUAGAGGAAGUGGCAGCCUGUUGAGGCAAGGAGCAGAGGGAGCUCCCUCCCCAAAUUAUGAUGAUGAUGAUGAUGAACGAGCUGAUGAUUCUCUCUUCAUGAUGAAGGAAUUGGCUUGUGCCAAGGUGGAGCGGCCUCCUUCUCCAUUCUCCAUGGCCCCACAAGCUUCCCUUCCCCCGGUGCCACCACGGCUUGACCUUCUGCAACAGCGAAUAUCUAUUCCUUCGAGUACUUCCGGUCUUGGAACUGCUUCUAAGGCUCCUUCUGGCUCCCUUCAUAAGGACAAACCAUUACCAAUACCUCCGACUCUUCGAGAUCUCCCACCACCACCCCCUCCAGACCGGCCGUAUUCUGGUGGAACAGAGACCCGGCCUCAAAGACGCCCCUUGCCUUGUACACCAGGAGACUGUCCAUCCAGAGACAAACUGCCCCCUGUCCCCUCUAGCCGUGUUGGAGAAGCAUCUUGGCUGCCUCGGCCAAUCCCCAAAGUACCAGUAGUUGCCCCAAACCCUGGCGACCCCUGGACAGGGAGAGAAUUAACCAACCGGCACUCACUUCCAUUUUCAUUGCCCUCACAAAUGGAACCCAGAACCGAUGUGCCUAGGCUUGGAAGCGCAUUCAGCCUGGAUACCUCUGUGAAUAUGAAUAGCAGCCCAUUAGCAGGUCCAGAGUGUGAGCAUCCCAAAAUCAAACCAUCCGCAUCUGCCAAUGCCAUUUAUUCUCUGGCUGCCAGACCGCUUCCUGUGCCAAAGCUGCCACCGGAGGAGAAGUGUGAAAGUGAAGAGGACACAGAGUAUAUGACUCCCUCCUCCAGGCCUGUGGGACUUCAAAAGCCAGAAGUGAAAUGGCCUUUGGAAACAACCCAGAGUUCACGAGCAAGUGAUUGUGACCUGCAGAUUGAUAGCUGUACAUAUGAAGCAAUGUAUAAUAUUCAUUCCCAGGCGGCACCAUCUGUCACAGAGAGUGGUACUUUUGGUGAAGGGAAUUUGGCCACAGCCCAUGCCAACACUGGCCCUGAGGAAUCCGAAAACGAAGAGGAUGGUUAUGAUGUGCCCAAGCCACCUGUGCCCGCGGUGCUGGCCCGCCGCACGCUCUCCGACAUCUCCAAUGCCAGCUCCUCCUUCGGGUGGCUGUCUCUGGAAGGUGAACCCACCACAAACUUUACUGAGGGUUCCCAAGUUCCUGAGAGGCCUCCUAAACCAUUCCCUCGGAGAAUCAACUCUGAACGAAAAGCUGGUAGCUGUCAGCAGAGCAGUGCCGCUGCCGCCGCCGCCUCACCGCAGCUAUCCAGUGAGAUCGAGAGCCUCAUGAGUCAGGGGUACUCCUACCAGGACAUUCAGAAGGCUUUGGUCAUUGCCCACAACAACAUUGAAAUGGCCAAAAAUAUCCUCCGGGAAUUUGUUUCCAUUUCCUCUCCUGCCCAUGUAGCCACCUAGCACACCCCGUCCCUGCCCAGUCAGAGGACCGAGGAGCCGUGAGCUCUUGCUCGAGUAGCACCUGAAAGGGCAGAGAGGUUCCUUUGGAGACUUCACAGUCUUGCCCUGUCUGUGGGGUGUCACAUCUGUGGUUCCAAAAUUUCAAAGCAGUGGAAUGAGAACGGAGCAGCUAGAAUAUUUUCUUAUUUUAUUUUAUUUGUUUUGAGAGUGCAUUUGAAGGUGUCCUUCGGUCCCCACUUAGAGUGUGGAUUUUUAUUAAGUGGUAGCCUACCUGGGGAACAAUCCAGAAAGCAGUAGGAGAAGUACUGUGCUGUAAAUCCUAAUUGAGGACUUCAGACUUUCCUGGGUUAAGGAUGUGGUGGUGUGUGUCUUGUCUGUCUGUCUGUGGUUGUGUGUGUCCUGUGAUGAAAAGAUUAACCUGCUGUGUGUGUUAAUCCUUUGCAGGGAAUUAGCACAAGAGGUUUAGGAAGGAAUCUUAAAGACUUCCCAUCUACUGUGGUUUUAUAGCCAACCCCAGUGGUUAUUACGACCCCAACACUCCCCUUUGGCUUGGAUUAUCAUGUGCAUAGCUAAAGUCUUAUAUUUUUAGAACACCCUCCAUCUGUCUUUUCCCCCCUCUCUCUCUCUCUUCUCCUCCUCCUUGGUAUCUGUCAUUGGCAGUGGGCUUGCUAUGACCAGCCUUACUGAAGCCAAGCUGCUUAUAGGACAUUCUUUAUUAUGUGUGAUGGUGUUGGUUUGUUUGGUAGAUAGUUUGGGGGGGUGGGGGAGUGUACUGUCGCUCUAUCCUUAUGGUCCUGUUUGAUACUAGCAGCUAACACUGGUCACUCCAAAGCACUGUUUCUAUAGGAACAUUGAAUCUGUUUUUUAAGAAGAGAUGUUUUAAUUAUCUUAAUUACAUAUUGACUGAUUUGAGAUAGAGGCCUUCAAAUACAUUCCAUGCCCUCCCCAGAAAAUAGUCUGUGGGAGUCAGUUGCCUUGGUGCCAGCUAUGUGUCAGAAUGUAGGUCAUGAGCUUUUCUACAUAAUGGGAAGAACACUGGUUUCCAGCAUGGCUUUCUGGCCCAAAUACCAUGAAGCUUUUAGGAAGUUCCAUUCAUAUGCUCUUUACCUUGUUAUACGUAAAUGCACAAAAUAGGGAGGAAAAUAGUGAAUGAAUUUCAGCUUAUAUGGAUAUCUCCCUUUGAACAUGAGCCAGGUUAUAUUUUCAGAAGUGAUUUUUUUCUUUGCUCUUUAGGGAAUGGGGAUAACUACCCAUGGUAGCAUAGCAUUCUGCCGAUACUUAGCACCAACCCUGCAUUGGCGCCGCCUGGCGACUUGCUUUUCUCUUGUGCCUAUGGCUUUGGGAAUGUAACCUUUCCUUCUUCCUUUCCUUCCCCUUUCUUCUCCAUCUUAGGGCCUGUGUACUCUUGAGUGACUGCAUUCCCACAGUAACUAGACCACACUGGGUAUAGUAAAUGACUUUCCCGUAGUCAGACAUGUGAAAAGCCCCGUAGCUUGUGCCAUUGCAGGUUCAUAAAGAAGACUGAGUCUGGCGUGGGGCACCUUGGUCUGCUCCGGCAGAUACUGCCCAGGGACCGCUGGAGUUCACUUAGCUCACCGCUCAGAGCCUCCUAAUGACUUCCUAGCAGGGUGUAACCGUCCUCCUUGUCAGAAGCAAGCCUGCUUUUUGAUACAUCUCCCCUCCUUACAAUCUAAAUCAUGGUUUUGCUUGAGAUCUAAACAGAAAUGACUCUUCUUACAUCUGUUUUCUCUCCCAUCUUGUCAUCUUUGGACCUAAAACUUUUUCUAACUCUUCUUUUGGCUUUCAGCUGUUCCUAGGUCUUUUGGUUUUAUCUUCUUGCCUUAGAUCCAUUUAUGUUCCCAGAGUAUUUAGUAUAGGACUUCUUAUUGACUUGCCAUGGUUACCCAGUGUCUCCUCUACAUGCAAAAAAUGACAGCCCCUACCAGGUGCAGAUCAGCCUGAAGCAGGAUGGAUGGGGCAGAGGAAAGCAACAGUGAGUAGGAAAUAGUAACCUAGUGUCUCCUUUUAAAAGCCAGUAUAGUGUUUCACUUGGGGUAACAUUCAGUUUUGCACUUUGUCUAGAUGUUGAAAGCCUAGACAAAGAACUAGAAAAGAUGGCAGCAUUUUGCAUACCUGUCCACACUGAAAUUUUUCCUUGUCUGUAGUUUGCCCAUAGUUUGAAGAUCUAGUAAGAGAACAAAGCACUGGUUCUGCAUAUCUUUUAUCUUUCAAAGUGCAUCCAAAAUCAUCUUCUUUGGAGAUAUGUCCUCACUUGCAUAGGCUAAAAAGGCAAGUUCUUCCUUUCUUUUCCUGAAUACCCGUGAGGCUUGUCAGGUCAGCGCCAAAACUAGGUGUCAGCACCCUGUGUUGAACACGUGCACCAUUGCUUGGUUUGGUUCUUAGCUUGUUGGCCGAGUAUUUGCAGGCAUUCAGGGUCUUGGACCAUUCUGUGAGGGGUUUUCUCCUUGGGUGCUCAGAGGUCCUGCCUACAUCCAUGCCUGAGAUUACCAGGCGAGCCCCAGGAAAGUUUUCGCGUGGCCCCUGUUUUGCGACUAUUUCCAAAACUUUAAUUUCUUAAGUUUUCCUUUAACUAAGGCACCACUAACCCAUUCUUCAUCCCCCAUUUGUAUGGUAGUUUUUAAUUCUUUGGCUCUGCUCUGAAUUUAACUAAAACUGCCCUUUCACAGAGGGGCUUUAUUUUGAGUUUUGCCAUUUUUGGCAAACCCAUCCCCCUUCCCCCUCUUGAUUACGAAUGGUUCCUCCUCUCUUAACUCUCCGUGGGUAAGGUAAAAACCACUUGGAUGUAUUCCUUUUUCUCAAAUGCAUUAGGCUAUUGUAUUCAACCCAGUCUCUUGCUUCCCCAUGUCUCCCUGGGUUGCUUUAAUAGCCUGCCUUGUUGCUGGGUGGCUGCUUGGCAGUACUUAAUCAGCUGCCCCUGCCGUACUCCUUCCUUAAAAGUCAAGAGUUCUCAAGGCGGAAAAAACCUGUGGGCUCAAUGAUAUACCUCCCUUUAGGUAAAUGUUAGAUGAGGCAGUUUAUCAUUUCAGCAUUUGUUGAUAUUUAUAUAAAUAGUGACAAACACCUGUGGAUGCCAUUCUCGUCCCCUCUUUCUAGCCCCACCCCAGUCUACAUGUCCUGACAUUCUUCUGUCCUUUUGCUUCUCAUACAGACUUUUAACACUAGGGCCUAGGGUGUGGGAUGGUACCAUUAGUAUCAUUUAGCUGUUUCUGGGUCUUUUAAAAAAUUAGGCGGUUGCUAUUCUUCAUACUUAAAAUGUAUUUCCUCUAUAGAAAAGUAACAUAUAUUUUAUGGUCCAAUCAGCAGUCUUACACAUGAAUUUUUGUAUAUUUGCUUGCAAAGUAGGGACCAGCUAUAUGUUCCCUUUAACAAGUAUCUAGACCUUUUUGUGUGUCAUCAGCAAUAGUCUUAAUGCAGACUAUUCUACCUCACAUCAUGAGAGGCAGAGGGGUGUAGGCCCCCUUCCCAAACUGUAAGUCAUCCUUCUUAGCUGUCAGGCUUUCUGACAUUGCAGUGACCACUGCCCAUGGAAUAAUGGUAUUCUGACCAUUGGCCUGGCUCUGACAGUGCGUUUGUUUAUUCAGCAAAUGUUCAUGAGUAAUUACCAUGAACUGGAAGUAUCAGCUCUGUGUUCUCCCCUGCUGCCACGUGGUGACUUACUGACAUUGGGAGAUUGUACUUGGGCUAUCUAGCACGUGCAUUUGGCCCUAAAAUAGCUGUUUCCAAUAAGAUUGUGCAGUUUAUGUUCACAGCUCUUUUAUCUAGACAUACAUUUCCUUAUAGAGCUGUCCUGGUUAAAAAUCAGUUCAAGAUGCUGCCAUUAACCCCUGUUGUCUUCCUAUAGCUUUGACAAUGUCAGGGAGAGUCCUCUGUGUUAAGAUAACCCACCAUUUUUAUGUGUUCCCAUAGAAUCUGUUUGGUAGGUUGGUGUGUUGGCUCAGAGUCGCACCAUGGGGCAGUUAAAUGUUUAAGUAAAACAUCUGCCUACAGCCCCCUUUCCACUCUAGUGCCUUCCUUGAUCUUUUUCCUGAGCUGCUUGUAUCCUCUAAUCCCCUUUAUUAGGAAGUUUUCCUAUCACCAUCUCCUGUUCUAUUUGGAACUUGUUUUCCAAUCUUUCAACAACCUUUGCAGCUAAUCCUAUGUCUUAGAAGGGCUGGACACCUGUCUCUGGGUCCUGAUCUUCAACUAGUUGUUUGGUCUCCAAGAGCCAGGCAGUAAAAUAGAUUGACCUCAGUCAGCUCUCAAAAAUGUCAACGUGGGAGUUCCUUUUAUGGCUCAGAGGGUUACAAACCUGACUAGUAUUCACGAGGAUGCAGGUUCAAUCCCUGGCCUCACUCUGUGGGUUAAGGAUCCAGUGUUGGUGUGAGCUGUGG
Molecule: messenger RNA, 7444 nt
Organism: Phacochoerus africanus (Common warthog)
Lineage: Eukaryota; Metazoa; Chordata; Mammalia; Artiodactyla; Suidae
Gene: CBL
Product: Cbl proto-oncogene
Exons: 16
Coding region: 315-3053 (912 amino acids)
Biological process (GO): cell surface receptor signaling pathway; negative regulation of epidermal growth factor-activated receptor activity
Cellular component (GO): plasma membrane; membrane raft
Molecular function (GO): ubiquitin protein ligase activity; calcium ion binding; SH3 domain binding
Source: RefSeq, a predicted model, not a curated record